AUGGCGGGGAUCAUGGAAGUUCGUCUCCAACUCGCUUGGCAAUUGUUGCUAUUUCUUGGACAAUGCAAAAGUGUUUCAACCGUCGUUGAUUUCACCUGUAUCACCAAGCCCCGUAUUGAUAUCGACAGUGAAGACACCUACAUCGCUGCCUAUGUACAUGGCGGUAACGCUGCGCUAACCUUCGCUCGAACAACCUACACGUACACAAGCUUCGGGCUACCUUUAGACCACCGUUUGGAACCACACUCGUCAUCAGAGGGAGAUGAGAUCUCUAUUCUUCGAUUGCCAGCGGCUGGAGGAAAGACAAGGAUUGGAGCCUUUGCCUGUAAUGCUAGGAUAGCAGGAAGUGGUAACAUCCGCAUAGGUACCGUCGUCAUGAGCAAAACCGCUGACUUCCUCCCUACCCGAGUGAGUCAGACGGUAAACUGGGGAGAUGCAGUCAAUCUGACCGUCACUGUAAUCAACCAAACCCGUACCAACAUUCGAUGGACAAAGGAUGGCAGAGGAGUCUUCCAUGACAAAAGCGACAGUCUGUACUUUGAGUUCUUCAAUGCCGAUGUUUCAGACACAGGGAUCUAUGAGGCUUUAGUUGCAGGAUACCGUAGCCUUGGAAACCAGGCACUCAUGCGAUUGAUUGUCAGAGGAUGCAAAAAGCGUCAAUGGAAGGCGCCAUUGUGUGACAGAGACUGUCCAGUUUGUUUCAAUGGCGGUGUGUGUGACGACUGGAGUGGAGACUGCAUUUGCCCGCCAGGAUUUAGUGGCGAUUUUUGCGAAACUCCUGAAGGCCCCAACCGUUUUGGCCAAUCGGGAAGUUUUGGCUGCGACUCACCUGAGUUAGGAGGCGGUCCCACGUGUGCUGGGAUGUUGUUCUGUUUACCAGAUCCUUAUGGCUGCUCGUGUGCUGCAGGGUACCAAGGAAUCGACUGCGAUGAAACAUGCGAUGAGGGUUUUUACGGAGCAGACUGUGCACAGACAUGUCACUGCAUGGACGGGGUCGUGUGCAACAAAACUACGGGCGAGUGUCGCGGGGACUGCGCGCCAGGAUUCACAGGCAUCAACUGCCAAGUUUGUGACGAUGACACAUAUGGACAAGACUGUCGCCUUUGUCACUGCAUGGACGGGGUCGCGUGCAACAGAACUACGGGCAAGUGUCCUGGGGAUUGCGCGCCAGGAUUCAUGGGCAUCAACUGCCAAGAUAAAUGCCUGCCGUUUAAUGGAAAUAUGGCGUCGUGUAACACAACCUGCACAGAAUUUCUAGACCACACCGAUGAGUCUUUCGCACCACAAAUGGUCUCAUCUUUCGGUUCCUUUGAUAAUGGAAUGACUCGGAAUUUCUUUUGGCAACCCUUGAACUGUCCAAACGGCACGGUGAUUGUGAAUUACGUGUUCAAGUUCGGGCCAGUUGAGAGUCAACAGGAACUUGAAGCAGUACGGACUGAAGGCGACUCAGUAUCUGUACACCUGCCAUUGUGUGGUACACUGUAUGAAUUUGAGGUAGCUGCUGAAACUACCAAAGGCAUCGGACCAUUCAGCUAUAAACAAAGGUUUAUGUAUAUUGGGGAAGUCCCAGAUGCCGUUGACAGACUGACCGUUCAGGGAACCAGUCACAAUGGAGUCACGCUGUUGUGGGAAUCACCUGGAACCAGCCAAGAGUACCCCUGCCCUGCAUCCGACUACUUGGUGACCUUUGACCUCAUAAACCUGGAGCAGUGUCUGGAGGUUCAUCAACAUGGCGGAUCGGUGACCACCACUAACACCAGCAUCACUCUACGAGGACUGAAGGCGUACUCUACUUACAAUGUGUCUAUUACACCACGAAAUCAGGCUGGAAACGGCACGGCAUCUUCAACUCAAAUUACAACUGGAGAAACAGUUCCGCAGAUUCCACCCGAAUUCAAAAGCAGUUCAGCAACGACUGAUAGCAUCACGUGGACAUGGAACCCCAUCCCUUGUGGAAGCAGAGGUGUCAACAUUACUGGCUACAGGACAUGUUUGAUUGGACCCGAUGGGCUACUUGGUAAAGGGGAUGAUUUAACCACGUCAGUGACAUACACAAUUUUAGAACCCUGUACAACUUACACUCUUGCUGUGCAGGCAUACACCAGUGAAGGAGGAGGACCAUCGGUCACUUUGCAUCAACAAACGGCCACUGCUGUUCCAGACGCUAUAUCAGAUAUAUCCAUCCACGCCAUUUCACGUGAACGAAACGAAUUCGACGUUUGUUGGACUUCCCCCGAAGGACCCUGCCCUGCGACAUCUUACAGUGUAACGUAUGAGCUUAUCAAGAUGGACCGAUGCAUGCAGCAGAAUCCACCAAUCAUAACAGAUGUAGGAACGGUCGACACCACUCACGUUGCGAUCCACCUACCUGCGUAUUACUCCAAGUACAGAGUGAAUGUCACGCCAGUCAAUGAAGCUGGACAUGGUGAAGAAAAUUCCAUGUAUAUAUAUACAAACGAAAAGAUACCAACGGCAGCACCGGUUAUCCGAAGUACAGCAUCCAAUGACAGCAUCACGUUCUCCUGGGAUCCCAUCCCUUGUGGCAGUAGACGUGGCAAUGUCACGCACUACGAGUACGCAUUCAGAGGGCUGGGACCACAAGAAGACUCCACACCUAGCAAGAAGGGAUAUGUCUCAGAGCUGUCUGUUACCUUCCGUGAUUUAUCACAGUGCACCACUUACUCAAUCAGAGUUCGCGCAUAUACUCGCAUAGGAGCUGGUCCGUGGACAAACUGGACACAGCAAGAUACAGUCGUGAUAGAUGAAAUCCUAUCACUCAAUCUUCAACCCGCAACCAAUGAAAUCAAGGCUUCUUGGACAACUGCUGGGAACGAGGACAACCCUUGCCCUGUGACCUCGUACCGCGUGAGUUACCAACUUCUCAACUUGGAGCAGUGCCAACCACAGACCGAUCCUUCGCUGACAAAUGUGGGAGUUGUAAAUGGCAAUGACAUCAGCAUCACAUCAAUGCAUGCGUACUCUACGUACAGUGUGCAAGUCGUACCAGCAAAUAAUGAUGGCGCAAAUUACUUGAAGAGCAAGACAGUAACGACUGAUGAGGGAGUGCCGUUGGCUGCUCCCGAAUUCAACGACUUUCUCCCAUCCAGUCAGAGCGUUCGAGUGUCUUGGUAUCCGAUUCCAUGCGGCAAAAGAGGUGGUGACGUCACAGGCUACGCGUACGAGCUCCGUGACGCAUCUGGGUCCAUGAUACAAACAGACGACACCACGGCAGAGUUUGUUGAAGUCGAUGGUCUGUCACAGGGGGCGUCCUACUCCUUCAGGCUGUGGGCGUUCACCCGUGUAGGCCCAGGACCCUGGAAGGAGGUCGACUUUGAGAUUCCUACUGUGUACCCAGGGAAUCGCGAAACAUCUGGAAGUACUGGUGUAUCUAAUCCAGCCUUCGUCGGAGUAGGAAUCGUCAUUGGCAUCAUAUUUACUGUGACUGCUGCCUUGCUGGUAACGUGUGCCCGACACUUUCGAAGACGCUGUCUGCAGUACAAGAGGCCGGAUAGUAGCACCUCGCCCAACACACAUGCAACUGAUGACACCGACGCGAUAUACUUCAACAUCAACGACGAUAUCCAAUUGAAGAAGACAAUGACAUCAGCAACACCAAACCGUGAAUCAGCUACUGGGGCAUCCACUGUGCCGUCCGGAAAAUCAACAACACGUGUGUCAGCACCUCACGCAUAUACUAAACGUUCAACAAAGAAGGCAACAAAAAAUCCACAUACACCUGCCCCUGAUGACUCCGAUGCGAUAUACUUUGACAUCAAGGACGAUAUCGAAUUGAAGAAGAUAUCAGCAACACCAACAAGCUGUGGAUCACCUACUGGGGCAUCCACUGUUCCGUCCGGGAAAUCAACAACACGUGCGUCAGCACCUCGAGUAUCCACUAAACGAUCAACUACCAAGGCAACCAAAAAGCCUAAGAUGGCGGCCGUUCACGGGGUGCGCACCACUACGAAAACACAGUCAUUCCGUAGGUCUGCACUGAGUUUGGACACAAAAUGAAUUACAGAAAAAAAAGGAAAUUCUACUAUGUAAAGUAUAAUAA
Patiria miniata (bat star) is the source of this 4057-nucleotide messenger RNA. RefSeq lists its product as uncharacterized. Bases 1 to 4014 code for a protein of 1337 amino acids. Gene Ontology annotation, molecular function: protein binding. The transcript has 19 exons. The record is from RefSeq and is a predicted model, not a curated record. NCBI's taxonomy places the organism in Eukaryota, Metazoa, Echinodermata, Asteroidea, Valvatida, Asterinidae.